UUUGUGUUUAUUAUACCUUACCUACCUAGGUAUAAAAAGAGUACUUACGUAGAUUUUCUUUUAUUAACUGUUUUAUACGAAGAUCUUGAUCUCUCAAAUUAGCAUCCAUUUUACUUCCAGUGAUUAUCAACUAAAUUAAUAAUCCACAAAGUAUUAAAUAACGUUUUUAUGAAAUAUUUAGCACAAAAACAAUACCCUUUAAAUAUCGAUCGUCAGUAACUGUGGCUGACUUACCUAUAUUCUAGCAAGCAGGACUGCCAGAUGUGAAGGGGAAAUCCCCAAUAAAUUGUUGCAUGUGACUGAUGAUGUGAGCAUGUUCGUUUCAUAAUAAAAAUGUUGCCAGGUAACCAAAAAGUCGUAUGUUUUUGUGCGAAUUACGAUCAUAAUCUUUACGAUCGUACAUUAAAAAAUAGACAAAUAAUAGUAUGAGUACGAUUUAAAUCGUAUAUCUGUCAACCCUGCUAGCAAGACAGCGACAAAAUCACGUUGCAUAACAAUGUAGCCCAAGCUUAUAUCUUAUGAAAUAUACGGAAGAGAUACGGACUUAGAAAAAACAGAAAUGUUGUUCUUUGUGGAAGUCAUUGAUGAAAUUCUAUGUAUUUUAGCCCGCAAACUUUCUUCAAACAAAAACAGCGCCAUCUAGUAUCGAGUUCUGUAAUUCUCUCUUUGUUUAUGGAUUUGAAGUAAGACCGCCACGCAUGCAAUACAUUAUGACUGGGGAUUCCCCUAUUCGUCGACGCUGAAUAUGAGGCGACGACAAUCACUGUCAAACGUGUUCACUAUUACUCUGACUCUGGUAACGUGACUUCCUGGUAACGUGUUAGGUAGGAAAAGCAGUAAAAAAGUGCAUAUUAAGGGAGCAGAUUUGAAAUAAUAUUUAUACUUAACAAGAAAUAAUUAAAGGUUCAAUGGGGAGACCUAAAGAUUUACGCAUAUGGGAGCACUACCGUACUUUACCAAACAAGUCUGUUUCUUGCAAGCUUUGUAAUAAGGUCUACAAAUUCAGUAAUGCUGCCAAAAUGCUUCAACAUCUUAUCACUUGUCCAAAAUCUCCAGAAACAUUAAAAGACUCUAUGAAACUUAUAAAAGAUAGCUCGUCCAAAACCAAAAUGUCUGGACUGUCAGAGAUAGAGACAAAUGAUUCUUUUAUAAGCCCCUCGUCGUCUGCUAACACUACAAUAAAUGCUGAGUUUCAAGACACCGAUGAUCAUAUAAAAACAGAAUUAGCGAGAGCUAUAUUUGUAACAGGGACGCCAUUAUCGAUGGUGCAACAUCCUUUAUGGAUACAAUUUUUCGAAAAAUUGCAACCAAAAUUUAAAAUACCUUCACGUAAAGCUUUAGCGACAAAAUACUUAGAUAAAAUAUAUAGAGAAAUGCGUUUUGAGUUAAAUGAGGAACUAAAUGCUUGUAGUUACUUACACCUUCAGUGCGAUGGCUGGUCUAAUUUAAGAAAUGAAGGAAUAAUAAACUUUCUUAUAUCAAAACCUCAACCUGCAUACGUUAAAAGUUUGAAUACAGAAAGUAAUCCUCACACUAGUGAAUACCUUAGCCAAGAAGUUGAAAAAGUAAUGAAAGUGUAUGGAGCAAAUAAGUUUCUUGUACUUAUUGGCGAUAACGCUAGAAAUAUACAAAAGGCAUUCGAAUUAACAAAACUCAAAUAUCCACAUGUUGUUCCUCUCGGUUGCUGUGCACAUAUCCUUAACUUGUUGUGCCAAGAUAUUGUAAAGAUACAAGAAGUAACUGUGUUUAUUAUGCAAGCCAUAAAUAUAAUAAAAACUGUUAAAAGGAGUCAACGAUUAAGUUCCUUGUUGAUAAAAUCAAGGCAGGGUGAAGAUUCUACACAAACACUAAAAUUGCCUUGUGCUACAAGAUGGGGAAGUCAUGUUACUUCGUUAAAAAGUUUGAAAGCAAAUAAGAUAGCUUUGCAAAUAUUAACAGUUAGAGAAGAUGUGGUAAUUUCAAGAGAUAUUAAAGAUUUAAUUCUAAGUGAUGAUUUCUGGACGAAGACAGGGGAAUGUAUAAGUAUUUUGGAACCAGUCACUGAAAGCAUAUUUUACUUAGAGAGCGACCAGAAUCGUUUGCAUCGCACAUACAUUACAUUUAGAGAUGUACAAGCUAAGAUACGUUUUGCAUUAAAUGAGAUUUCGACAUUGAGCGAAGAAAGCAAACAGCAGAUUCUAACAUCAGUAUCUUCAAGAUGCAAUAUGGCAAUGAGGCCAAUACAUUUUGCAGCAUAUAUUCUAGACCCCAGGACUCUAGGAGUCGAACUUACUCAAGAGGAAGAACUUAAGGGUAUGGAGUUUAUCUACAAUUUAAGCCAACACUUAAGUUUGUCAAAUGUAAUGGCAGAUUUGGCGUGUUAUAAAGCUAAAGAAAACUUUUGGGCCAGAGGAUUUGUAUGGAGCUCAUUAGAUAGCAUUGAGCCCCUAAUAUGGUGGAAAGGUAUUUGUGGUUCCACUGAGUUAAGCAAAGUAGCGAUUCGUAUUCUAUCAGCUCCCUGUACUUCGGCAGCCACUGAGCGUUCCUUUAGUAUCCAAGGCUACAUACAUAAUAACAAAAGAAAUCGACUUACAACUGAAAGAACUGAAAAAAUUUCAUUCAUUUGUUAUAACUGGAAUCUUAAACAUAAAGCUGAAUGCGAGGACAUUCAGUUUAAUGAAGAAAAUACCUUAGAAGCUUUCAUUGAGCAAGUAAAUGAACAUAACAGUUUAGACGAAAUAGAGCCUAUCGAACCUAUACAAUUCAUCGCUUGUAAUAACUCUGAAUCUGACAGUGAUUGACUGUAGUUUUACAUUUUACUUUCAUCUCUUUCUUAAUAAACUCAAAAUCAAAUUAAAAGUUUUUUAUUCUGUAGGCUGCAUAAUAAUAUGUCCUGCAUA
Galleria mellonella (greater wax moth) is the source of this 2879-nucleotide messenger RNA. RefSeq lists its product as uncharacterized. Lineage: Eukaryota; Metazoa; Arthropoda; Insecta; Lepidoptera; Pyralidae. The record is from RefSeq and is a predicted model, not a curated record. Gene Ontology annotation, molecular function: protein dimerization activity; DNA binding. Bases 909 to 2780 code for a protein of 623 amino acids. The transcript has 2 exons.